This is a messenger RNA of Stereum hirsutum FP-91666 SS1, 870 nucleotides long. RefSeq lists its product as uncharacterized. The transcript has a single exon. The record is from RefSeq and is a predicted model, not a curated record. Bases 388 to 648 code for a protein of 86 amino acids. Lineage: Eukaryota; Fungi; Basidiomycota; Agaricomycetes; Russulales; Stereaceae.
GCAUUCAAGUAUGAGAUUCAAUGCAACAGCCUGUAGUGGGUACCAAAUCUGAAUGGCAGGGAAAAUAACCAACCCGAAUCCUAUGACCUUCCCAUCGAUUCCAACCGAUCCAUGGACUCGGAGGACAAGGAAAUCGAGACCGUCGUAUAAUAGCCUUCCGGUCUUCUCUCCAUACAGCCCCCCAGCCCGAGUCCACCAAGAUAUGUAACGACAACGAUACACAGAAAGAUAACGACGAUACACAGAAAGAAAACGACAAGAAAAAGUACUGCGCCAUACUUACAUCUCAUAUUUCGGAUGCGAGGAAUCGAACCCCGAGCUGCGGCGGACCUUAGGCACUCAGGAACUUAGGAACUCAACAGAUUAAUAGGGAGAUGAGAGGCGGCAAUGUUAGUCGUUACAUCAUAUCCGAUUGUAGGAUCCAUAUGUAGUAGUAUUCGUGAAGGACAAGGAAUUCGAAGGAAGAACGGAACGAGGGCACGUAUGCAGCAGCACUGGCGAGAACGGCUUUCAGAUCUCGUCGUCCACGGUGCAGGACUUUCAUCAGUGCCAUCGGACGCCCUGAACGUUAAGCUUAGGAUGCCCACCGUCGUCGUCGAUACGAUCGACGAGUUCGAAAGAUUUGAACAGCUACUACCAAUUUGGUAAUCAAUGGCACGGAAGCAAACCCGGUCGGCGUUCAAAACGGUCAAAACGUUCGACGUUCAAAUUUUUUGAUGGCAAGUCAAAGUCAGAGGAUUUUGGCAGACGUUGACAGUAGUGGUGAUCACGUCGGUCGGCAAAAGUAAAAAGAAGAAAAAAGCGGCGACGGCUAGUUAUAGGCGUGGUGUGGCGUGGCGUCAGUGGACUCCUCGGAGGAUUCAGACGAUG